Molecule: messenger RNA, 1993 nt
Organism: Chenopodium quinoa (quinoa)
Lineage: Eukaryota; Viridiplantae; Streptophyta; Magnoliopsida; Caryophyllales; Amaranthaceae
Product: probable serine/threonine-protein kinase PBL3
Exons: 6
Coding region: 403-1662 (419 amino acids)
Biological process (GO): protein phosphorylation
Molecular function (GO): ATP binding; protein kinase activity
Source: RefSeq, a predicted model, not a curated record
UUAGAUUAGAAUUAAUCAGAGUGUAACAGUCUAACAAACUUUUGAUUAUCUGGUAACAUACCCCAUAAAGUGACUUUUUGAUAGAAGAGAGUUGCAGGGCGACUUCCAGGCACCCUCUAAAGACCUUCCUCUUUCUUUGUAAUCGUUUGAAUUUGUUUUUAAAAUUCCUCUCGUUAUUUUUUUGCUUUCUCUUUCUUCUUCCUCUUUCUUCACUUUCUAGGAAACUUGUCAAUUUCCCAUGUGUUAAUACUAUAAUUUUUUUAUCAAUUCCUUUCAUACUUAAUUGGGUUUUAUUGUUUAAUUUUGUUCUUGCUAUAACUAGUAGCUCUGUGAUCUUGGUUCAAUUUCCUCUGCUUUUUUUUUUUUUUUUUUUUUUUGUUGCUGAUUUGGUGCAAAACUCAGAUGGGUAAUUGCUUUGGUUCUUCUGCACAAGUGGAUAAUUUCAACUCUAAUCCUACUUCUGCCUCAGGAGCCUCAAAAGUUGGUAGUGGUGGAGGGAUAAGCCACUCCUCGAACUUGUCUAGUUCGGUUGUCUCAGCACCAAGUGUCAAAAGUAUCAAUCAAAGUCUUCCGACUCCAAGAUCCGAAGAUGAAAUAUUGUCGUCUCCUGGUUUGAAGGCCUUCUCCUUCAAUGACCUUAAAACCGCCACCAAAAAUUUCCGUCCUGAUAGCCUAAUUGGAGAAGGUGGUUUUGGUUAUGUUUUCAAGGGGUGGAUUGAUGAGCAUACUCUCUGUCCUUCAAGACCUGGAUCUGGAAUGGUUGUUGCAGUCAAGAAGCUUAAACCUGAAGGUUUCCAGGGUCACAAAGAGUGGUUGACAGAAGUAAAUUAUCUUGGCCAACUACAUCAUGCUAAUCUGGUGAAACUUAUUGGGUAUUGCGUUGAAGGUGAAAAUCGACUCUUGGUAUACGAAUUUUUGCCCAAGGGAAGCCUAGAAAAUCAUCUGUUCAGACGGGGGCCUCAGCCAGUCUCCUGGGGAACAAGGAUUAAAGUGGCAAUCGGUGCUGCUGAAGGACUCUCUUUCCUUCAUGAUGCUGAAUCACAAGUCAUUUAUCGUGAUUUCAAGGCAUCAAAUAUCUUGCUAGAUGCUGAGUUUAAUGCGAAGCUAUCAGAUUUUGGGUUGGCAAAAGCUGGGCCCACAGGAGAUCGUACUCAUGUGUCAACUCAGGUCAUGGGAACUCAGGGUUAUGCAGCGCCAGAAUAUGUAGCUACAGGUCGCCUUUCAGCAAAGAGCGAUGUCUAUAGUUAUGGGGUUGUGUUGCUUGAACUAUUAACUGGACGACGUGCACUUGACAAAUCAAGAGUUGGUGCAGAGCAGAGUCUGGUAGAUUGGGCAAAGCCAUAUUUAGGGGACCGAAGAAAGUUAUUUCGAGUCAUGGAUACCAAACUGGAAGGCCAAUAUCCCCAAAAAGCCGCUUACACUGUUGCUUCACUUGCUUUACGAUGUCUAAAUCCUGAACCAAGAUCAAGGCCUAAAAUGUCAGAGGUCUUAGAGGAACUCAAGAAGCUGCAGGACUUAAAAAAUGCAAGUAAAAGCUCCCUUGGUGGCAAAAACAUUUCCAGCCCCAUGAGGUCUCCAAUGAAAAACCAUCAUUCUCCCAUGCAUUAUACCCCCUCGGCAUCCCCACUGUCAUCUCAUCGACAAUCUCCCCGUGUUCGCUGAUUAUGGAGAGAUAGCACUUCAGUGUUUGUUGGUAUAUCUUUACCUUAAAAUGUAUGUAAAUAUUGGUGGUACAUCCUUGUAGAAGGCGGCCUAAAGCUUAGGUAAUGUUUUACUGUCACCUGCCCUUUUUUCUGACUUGGUCUAGAAAGAAAAGUUUUGUAUUUUUUUUAAAAUAUCUUAAUAUUUUUGGGGUGUGGUGCCAGUUCUCUGUUGUAUGUAUUUAUGAAAUUCGCUAUGUAGUUAGGAGCUUAAAAUGCUUCUAGAAUGCAUCUAUUGUAUUGAUAAUUUAAUAUCUAUAUUGAGUGAAAUGCUAGAUUUCCAAUUUUAUCCA